AUGGCAAUCGGAGACCGAAUCCGGUCUUAUGUGGAUGAUCCGAACGCGACGCGACCCAAAGAUUUUUUACCCGAACCCGAUCCGAAUCAAUAUUUUUUAUAUUCACCCGAACCUGACCCGAUCCGAAGUGGCGCUGUGACUGUUGGAGCUUGUGCAUACGUAGUCUCCAUUGUCUGGUACUUAGCUUACGCUCGUCAUCAAGGUUUCGAAUCAUUCCAAGGUCGACGUCGCAUUCAACAAGUAGUAUUAGAACAAGAUAUUCGGGAUGUACAAGAUGAUACUAACAAUGAGGAAGGCGAAAAUGAUACAGAUGAAGAGGGAGGAGAUGACGAUUCUGAUUGA
Molecule: messenger RNA, 342 nt
Organism: Didymodactylos carnosus
Lineage: Eukaryota; Metazoa; Rotifera; Eurotatoria; Philodinida; Philodinidae
Source: the annotation of a GenBank genome assembly